GCUCGAGCCGCACGACGGACUUUUAUGAAUGAACGCUGCGUUGCCAAGUCCGUCCGCGGUCGUGCGCGGCGGUCACGACGCAGACAGGGGCCGCAUUCCUGCCCCGCCCACCUCCGGGGCUUUAUAACGGGACCCGGGCGGCCGUGGUCCCAUAUAGCUCUGCAUGGCGAGGAGGCUUUCGGCGGAUCAUCAUAAUAAUAGUAUGUACUGGGACACUAUCCUCAAACCGGCGGACAAAAACACGCAAGCGGAAAGAAGAGACGCAAAAAUAAAGAUGGAGAUCUACCAGUCGGGGUUUUUCACGGAGGACUUCAGGACGCAGGAGGUGCCAGCGGGCUUUGACUUUGCAUCCUACGAGUGCCCUGGCGAAGAACUGUCUUUCUCAUUGGACAGCAAGGCGGCCGCACAACAUCACCGGACAGACUUGUAUGGAGAAACCCAGAAAGCAACUCGCCUGUGCGACACCAAAGUGAACGCUGGUGACUCCUGGCUCUUCAACAUGGACUCGUAUCCAGAGUUCAACUACUGGGCAUCGUAUCCAAAUGAUGGGCUAACCUUAGACCAGUCUCAGACAGGGUUCCAGGAGUCUACCCAGACUUACCAGACUCUGAUACCCCAGAACGGUCAGUUCAGCCCGGGCAUGGAGGAUGGCAACAGCCCCUUCCUUCCGGGAAAGGGAGGAAAUGCGUUACAGAGUGAAACGGAUCAGCGGUAUUCCUGUAACCCGGCAGAACUCUACGACUCGGACGUCCAGAGACAGCCGUCCUCCUUCUGGCCGGACUACCCAUCGCCCAGUUUUGCUGCUGCCUUGCCCCACCCUACUCCUUCCUCGUGUCCCUCCAACCAUGGGCCUCCGUCAUCAGAGCAGUACUGCCCCCGUGUGAUCAAACGCAAAAACACACACUCCCAGAGGCCAGAGAGGGAAGGGCAGAUGGCUGGAAUGUCCGCCUACCCAGGCUCUGGGCCAAUCCAGUUGUGGCAGUUCUUGCUGGAGCUGCUUCUCGACUCUGCCUGUCGCACCUUCAUCUGCUGGACAGGAGAUGGCUGGGAGUUUAAGAUGUCUGACCCGACAGAGGUGGCCAAGCGCUGGGGCCAAUGUAAGAACAAGCCCAAGAUGAACUACGAGAAGCUGAGCCGCGGCCUGCGCUACUACUACCACAAGAACAUCAUCCACAAGACGGCGGGCAAGCGCUACGUCUACCGCUUCGUCUGCGACGUGCAGGGCAUGCUGGGAAAGACGGCGCAGGAGGUGCUGGCCAGUCUGAACGUUUUGCCCACGGGCACAGAGGCCUGGCAGCGCCCCGCGGUGCCGGCCACGACAUCGGAUCAACACCACACCAGUGAGACGUGGUUGUCCAAGUAGUUAUACGGAGUCCUCGGACCGUUUGCUGCUCUUGGUGCUAUUGGCUGAAGGUCCCGUGUGGUUUUAACGGGAUUUGGCCGACCCAUGUUUUAUAGUGUACUUCAGUCUGCGAAGUGAACGCAGGCUCUCGAACCCCUGACUGAGCUUUACAUGUAAAGGACUGUAACGUCAUUCAGGAAAGAACGAGUCCUCUUUAGAAAACGUCACACACACACACACACACACACACACACACACACACACACACACACACACACACACACACACACACACACACACACACACACAUAUAUAUAUAUAUAUUAGCAGAACAAUGCCCGAGGUUGAUCAUUUAGCAUCUGUAAACUAAAGAGGACCUCGUUUGAAAACUGUUGUCAAUUUGUCAACGAAUGACUUCAGAUGGCCCUUCCUGCUGUCACAUCUAAUUCAAGUUUUCAAUCAUUUUGUAUUGUAAGGUAGGGGAUAUUGGUGCUGGGCAAUAUGGAAAAUAUUGCCAUCUCGAUAAUCAUAGGGUAUUUUACACAACAUCAAUAUAUAUAUAUAUAUAUAUAUAUAUAUAUAUAUAUAUCAUGCUUUUUGCUGACAUGUGCAAAAACAUCCUGUUUAAUAAUCCAACUGGGGUUCAUCACAUUGAACUGUUUAGCGAUGUAAAAUAUAAUAUCAAACCCCAAAUUGGUUUUCACAUAAUAAUCCCUCAAAUUUUGCAGACCUCAUUUUUUGAGACAUUUUUUUUGCUAUUAGAUUCUCAUUCUCAUUCAUUUUAGACAACAAAAUCACAUAUCAUGAUGUGACAAUCGCCGAAUGUAAUCCCUAUACAUUACCAUCGAGAGACAAUAGACAAUAACAUUCAAUUAUUGCUCAGUCCCAGGGGAUAUCUUAUCGAUUUGGAAUGGCGUUAUUUGAGCGCACUUGACCUCUAUUGCCUCACCCCUUCACCUUAAGGUGGCGUACCAUUCAGGAAAGGGUUAAUUCAGCACUACGAAUGAAAGACUCGGGUAGCAGCUGCGGUUGCCUCCCUUUGAUGUGGUUCCGCAUAAGCAUCGGUAUGUACAUAAUGUCAAUAUGUUUCCUACGUGCAGGAUCGUGCAUUUGUUUGAAGAUUAUUUUUAUAUCGAACUUGGGUCUACCUCUAUUGCUGAUCGAAUAAAGUAGGGAUGAUAUUCAGAA
Molecule: messenger RNA, 2530 nt
Organism: Lampris incognitus (smalleye Pacific opah)
Lineage: Eukaryota; Metazoa; Chordata; Actinopteri; Lampriformes; Lampridae
Gene: etsrp
Product: ETS1-related protein
Exons: 8
Coding region: 164-1363 (399 amino acids)
Biological process (GO): regulation of transcription by RNA polymerase II; cell differentiation
Cellular component (GO): nucleus
Molecular function (GO): sequence-specific DNA binding; DNA-binding transcription factor activity, RNA polymerase II-specific
Source: RefSeq, a predicted model, not a curated record